This is a messenger RNA of Solea solea (common sole), 2463 nucleotides long. It is a transcript of the gene bpnt2, whose product is annotated as 3'(2'), 5'-bisphosphate nucleotidase 2. Lineage: Eukaryota; Metazoa; Chordata; Actinopteri; Pleuronectiformes; Soleidae. Gene Ontology annotation, biological process: phosphatidylinositol phosphate biosynthetic process. Gene Ontology annotation, molecular function: 3'-nucleotidase activity. The record is from RefSeq and is a predicted model, not a curated record. The coding region runs from base 481 to 1515 and encodes 344 amino acids. The transcript is spliced from 8 exons. Gene Ontology annotation, cellular component: endomembrane system.
GUUACGGCAGCGUAUACGAGAGAGGGGGAAAAGAUGUGUGAACAGAGGGAGGAUUGUUGUCUGACUGCUGCCUUCAGAAAUACGGAACACUCGGCCCAAACCCACUGUCCGUGAACUACCACGACAUUACGGAGCAGCCACAGGACGUCACAAACGGAAUGUCACCGCGAACUCUGUCACGGCGGUCUGUUGUAGAGCGCGAGGACGUUGCGCGAUGCUAGCAACCAGUCGGAAUUAGCCUGUGUGUAUGUGUGUGUGUGUAUGUAUGCGUGCGCGCGCGCGCGUGUGUGUGUGUGUGUGUGCGUGACGGUUGUUUGACAGGUUGAGACAGUUGUCCUCACAGUGUGACGGUCUUUAUCUGUGUGUGUGUGUGUGUGUGUGUGUGACAGCCACGUCACCUACAGCUCACGCUACUAGGUUGUGACAACUUCAGACCACUUGUCUCGUGACUGUUAAACUUCAGAGGUUCGUCCUGCGGACAUGGCUCCGAUGGGCGUCCGACUGUCACCGCUUGGCGUGGGGGUGUUUUGCCUUCUCGCCGUCGGCAUCAUCUACCACCUGUAUGCCGGGGUGAUCUCCAGCCGCCUGGCUGCUUUCAGACAGAAGACAAAUGUGGAUCUGCGGGACCUGCUGGCGGUUUCAGUGGAGGCGGCAGUACUCGGUGGCAAAGAGGUGAAGAAGGUGCGCAGUGACAAUAGUCUGCAGGAGCAGUCAAAGGGCAAGACGAAGGAAGGAGCCAAUGACCCUCUGACUUUGGGCGACCUGCAGUCUCACAGGAAGAUGUAUAACCUCAUCCAUAACACCUUCCCUGACGUCACGGUGUACAGUGAGGAACAUGACAGCGUGGUGGAUAAAGAAGCAACCUGGAGCCGUAACCUUCCAGCUGAUAUAUUAGAAAGGAUAGAAAAAGGCAAGGAGGUUCCUGCUGACAGCGUCACGGUGUGGAUCGAUCCUCUAGACGCCACACAGGAAUAUACAGAGAACCUUGUUCAGUAUGUGACCACCAUGGUUUGUGUGGCCGUCGAUGGGAAACCAGUCAUUGGUGUCAUACAUCAGCCGUUCACUGGCUUCACUGCCUGGGCGAUCGUGGGCCAGGGGGCAAAUGUGCGUCCACGCUCCUCUUAUAAGAUCAACCCUCCGAGUGUGAUCGUGUCGCGUUCCCACUCUGGAAAAGUGACCAGUUAUAUCCGUGAUGCUUUUGGAAACGACACAAAAAUCACACCAGCAGGUGGAGCUGGUUACAAGGUUCUGACACUCCUGGAGAUGCCUGCAAGUGAAACAGCUCCUAUAGAGCAGGCAGACGUUUACAUCCACAUCACCUUCAUUAAGAAAUGGGACAUCUGUGCUGGUGCAGCUCUGCUGACUGCACUGGGAGGCCACAUGACGACUCUAAAGGGAGACUACAUCGACUACAGUGGAUCGGAACUCAACAAAGAAGGCCUGGCGGCCAGCGUGGGUGUUGACCACAAGACCAUUCUGGAGAAACUACCAAACUGGGACCCAGCGAAGAACUGAAAAGACUCGAUGGUUGUCAGGCUGUGAAGAGAGCAGAACUUCCAACUAUGAUCCGUCUGCUAAUAUUACCAGGCUGCACGGCUUCAUCGUCACGGGUCACCAAACAUCUACCAGUCAGACAUGGCUUUGGAUUCACUGAGCAGAACUGAGGAAUCAGCAAAGCUGCAACUGGAAACUACUGCAGUAGUGCGCCCACAGUGAACUCGAAACAACAGACGUCAUCCCAGAAUCAGUUUUCCUUCAUCGUGACAGGACAACGGGACAAAUAAUGUGAAAUAUUAUCCUGAGAAGCACAAUAUUGAACAUAACAGAUGCUUUUAUGUGACUCGUUUCAUCUUAAACACGUAAGACUUGGACCAAGUCGCAGGAACGUCUUCCCUUUCGUAAUCCGAUCAGCGGAGCAACUAUCCUUCACUCCACGUGUCACAUGCUGUGUCACAAACACAACACUCUCUACUCUACGCGUUUCAUUUCUAUUACCACAAUACUUUCAUUUCUUCUUCGUGUGCAAACGCUUUUAUUGUGAAAUAUUUGCAGGUUGUGUAUUGCACAGCUUCCUGUGUUCAGUAUGGACAUAUCUGAUUUUAAAACAGCGGACACACCGCUGUCACACACACACACACACACACACGUCACAAAGAAAACACCAACUACGUCAUUAUCAGACACAAGAGAGAAACAAUGGCACACUGUGUGCUUCUUUAUUUACAAACUGUCACCACAGCAAUUUAAUUUGCACUUAAAUGUUAAGAGAAAACUCCACCUUCAUUUCAGGUGUUAUUCAUUAUAUGGAAAAAAAAGCAAAGCUUGUGAGCUGGAACUUCUCUGACGUCAUCAGUGCUCUACAGAAUCAAUGCACACACAUUCACAAAGGAAAGUCUUCCAAGAAGUGAAGAAGCUGUUCCACGUUAAAGUACUGUAUAUGUAUUUUACUCCGUCUGUUUAAUA